Molecule: messenger RNA, 2561 nt
Organism: Solea senegalensis (Senegalese sole)
Lineage: Eukaryota; Metazoa; Chordata; Actinopteri; Pleuronectiformes; Soleidae
Product: gastrula zinc finger protein XlCGF57.1-like
Exons: 4
Coding region: 626-2224 (532 amino acids)
Biological process (GO): regulation of immune system process; negative regulation of transcription by RNA polymerase II; regulation of cytokine production
Molecular function (GO): DNA-binding transcription repressor activity, RNA polymerase II-specific
Source: RefSeq, a predicted model, not a curated record
GACGUGAUCAUGGAACUUAAAUCUGUUGAUGGUAAAUUCUAUCUUUGUGAUCUUGUGUCACUAAGUGUAGAAAAGUUGUUUCCUCAUCAGUUCACACAUUCAUCCUCUCACUCUUUCCACUACCGUCAUGUUUGUUAAUUGCUCUUUUUGUUAUUUCUAUUUAUUUCUAUGGUCAAAUGUUUACAGUAAAACAGUUUUGUCCCUGAUGACCCGCCGUACGAGCGGUGGGUGGGGCCGAAUGUGUGACCACAAAGCUGUACUUCCGUGUUUACUCGCGAUGAUGCUAGUCUUGUUGCUAACAACAAACUGUAGCGAGUGUUUUAUAAAAGUCCCGUGUUUUUACACUUUCAGCUCCUGCAAACACAGACGUGCUGCUAAUGAAGGCUAACACUGUUAGCAUCAGCGUCUGUGCGCCGCACCGAACACGUUAGCUCAUGAUAGCUCAUGUUAGCUCACACAGCAGUAACAGGUGAAGCAGGACACGAACUUCCGGUCAGUGUUAGCCGUUAGCUCGGCUCAAAGCUAACGAAGGAACAGAGAGGCUCGUGAAGACAGACGCCCUCCAGCGGACUGUUCAACAGACGUCCAACAUCUGCUGCUGAUCAAAGAAGAGCUUCACACUGAGAUGAUGACCCGUCCAGAUCAGGAGGAGCCAGAGCAUCCUUACAUCAAAGAGGAACAGGAAGAUCUGUGGACCAAUCAGGAGGAAGAGCAGCUUCAUGACACGGAGGAGGCUGAUGAUGGAAAGUUCUCACUCACUGUUGUUGAAGUGAAAACUGAAGAUGACCCAGAGAGUCCUGACAUCAAAGAGGAACAGGAAGAUCUCUGGACCAAUCAGGAGGUCCACGGCAACAAGUUCUCGCUCUCUAUCGUCCACGUGAAGAUGGAAGACGAUGAGGACGAACCUCAGUCCUCACAGCUUCAUCGAAGUCAACCUGAGGACAGCAGUAAGGCGGAGCCUCCAGACACUGAUGGGGAUGAUCAUCUUCACUCUGAUAAAGAAGACAACGAGAAUUCAGACUCGUCUGAGACUGAAGACAGUGAGGACGAUGGUUUGGAGGAGACCAGAGCUCCUGACCAACGUCAGCCUCACAGACACAAACAGAGAGUUUCUACAGGAGAGAAACCGUUUGUCUGCGACGUCUGUGGGAAAAGAUUCACAAAGAAGUCUAAUCUUAUGAGACACGUGAUGAUUCACACAGGAGAGAAACCGUAUCACUGUGAUGUUUGUGGGAAAAAGUUCACACUGAAGUUUAUUCUUAGAAGACACAUGAGCGUCCACACAGAAGAGAAACCAUGUCACUGCGACGUUUGUGGGGAAACAUUUACACAAAGCAGUUUUCUUAAGACGCAUGCCAGAGUUCAUACAGGAGAGAGACCGAAUGCUUGUGAUAUCUGCGGGAAAAGAUUUACAAAGACGUCUACACUGAAGAGACACAUGUUGGUCCACACUGGAGAGAAACCACAUGGCUGUGAAACCUGUGGGAAGAGAUUUACAGAAAUGAGUGAUCUUAAGAGACACAUUUUGGUCCAUUCUGAAGAGAAACCCUGUAGUUGUGAUGUUUGUGGGAAAAGAUUUACACUGAAGUGGAAUCUUAAGAAACACAUGAUGGUCCAUGCAGAAGAGAAGCCGUAUCACUGUGAUGUUUGUGGGGAAAGAUUUUCACAGAAGUCUCUUCUAAACAAACACAAGAGAGUCCACAUCGAAGAGAAACCAUGUGUCUGUGAACUCUGUGGGAAAAGAUUUACAUAUAAAAGUUUUCUUAAAAAGCACAUGAGAGUUCACACGGGAGAGAAACCGUGCAGCUGCGACGUUUGUGGGAAAAGAUUUGCGAAGAACAGCGACGUUACGAGACACAUGGCUGUCCACGCAGGAGAGGAACUCUUCGGAUGUGAUUUUUGUGAGGAAAGAUUCACGAGCAGGUUGGACGUAAAGAGACACACGUUCGUCCACACGAGAGAGAAUCUGUGCAGCUGUGAUGUCUGUGGGGAACGAUUCACACAGAGGAGUUCUCUGGCUACACAUAUGAAGGUUCACACGGGGGAGAAACCGUGUAGCUGCAACAUCUGCGGGAAAAGAUUCAUCAGGAACAGCGAUGUGAAGAGACACAUGGUGGUUCAUACAGGAGAGAAACCCUUCAGCUGUGACGUGUGUGGGAAACACUUUGCUCUCAAGUUUAACCUGAAAAUACACAUGAACGUUCAUUCAGGGGAAAAACAGUGAUGAUGUUUGUAGAAACAGAUGCACACUCGCGGCGCUCUGUGAACGUUGGUUCUUCAGCUGAAACAGAAAAAUAGUGACAAAGUGAAAAAAUGCUGGUGUUGUGUGUAUUUCCACCUGAGUAACACGGAAUCACUCGACUAUCCUGAAAAAACAAAAGAAAAACUGCUCCGAAGUACGUUUGUAGUUUUAUCUGCGUUUUAAAAAAACACUUUCAGUACACUGUGAUGUCUAAAUGUAUAAACUUCCCUGUUCACCCUCUCACCUGUGAACAGCUGACUUUACUGAUGCUGCCGUAACAUCAUGAGAAUUAUAAAUAAACAAUAAACAUUGACGCCCA